Botrytis deweyae is the source of this 2269-nucleotide messenger RNA. RefSeq lists its product as uncharacterized. The transcript is spliced from 4 exons. Gene Ontology annotation, cellular component: transcription regulator complex; PcG protein complex. Lineage: Eukaryota; Fungi; Ascomycota; Leotiomycetes; Helotiales; Sclerotiniaceae. Gene Ontology annotation, molecular function: DNA-binding transcription factor activity, RNA polymerase II-specific; RNA polymerase II cis-regulatory region sequence-specific DNA binding. Gene Ontology annotation, biological process: regulation of transcription by RNA polymerase II. The record is from RefSeq and is a predicted model, not a curated record. The coding region runs from base 380 to 1615 and encodes 411 amino acids.
CUCAUCCAGUCUUCAAUUCUCUGACUUCCUCAGAUCUCCUUGAAAGUUUCGUGCUAUUCUCGUACACAGUUUACGAGAACCAUCGUAGCUCUCCUUUCAUAAUACUUUCUUGCCAGGGCCUUCUCCAAGUCAGAUCGCCAAUAUCACUCUCGCUCAACGCUAUUGCGCUGGACGCUUUGUAUCUUACAAGAUUCUCCCAUUGGGUUUCUAAUCGACAUCACUUGCAUAUCAAGCAACCAAACCACAACACUUGCUUUUCUUUUAUAUCAAAUUCUCAGUCCACUACUCGAUCAGAUUUCACAACAUCGGACCACAACUGAACAGCUCUCUCUUGAGACUUAAUACUUCAACUUCGAUAGAUAGAAUCUAGGAAUACAUAAUGGACGUCAUGGAGCUAGUCGAGAACGAGCAAAACGCACGCCCCUUUCAAUGCGAUUGGAAAACAUGCACCAAGAGCUUCAACAGAAAAUCUGACCUUCAACGUCACUAUCGCAUACAUACAAAUGAGAGACCCUACUCAUGCGUAACUCCAGGAUGCGGGAAAAGCUUCAUUCAAAGAAGUGCCUUGACCGUACACAUCCGUACACAUACUGGUGAAAAGCCUCAUCAAUGUCAACACAUUGGCUGUGGCAAACGAUUUUCUGAUUCAUCUAGUCUUGCCCGUCAUAGACGUAUUCACACAGGCAAGAGACCUUACAAAUGCGCACACGAUGGCUGCUUGAAGAGCUUUUGUAGAAAGACUACUAUGGUCAAGCAUCAGAGACGUUCGCAUCAGCGUGGCAUCCAUUCAUCAGAGCUUGAUGACGGCGAGACAUCUGAUUCUGACAGCGGGGAAUCGCCAACCACUCCUCAACAUCACUCUAGUCAAAUUCAGUGGCCUCAACACCUAACAGUCCCAGGUGUUCCACAUGCACAUCAGAUGCAUAGAGCACACUCAUUUGCGGAUUUUGGACAACAUCAACAGAUUGAUGGCUACCCCAUGCCACAAGCCUAUGCCCACAGACACAGCCUGUCGGGAGGUCCUCAGGCAUACGGUCCUAUUCCAGAUCAGCACCAUCACGUUAUGCAAAGACAGCCUAGUCUCCAGCACGCUUCUUAUUAUGUUCCUGAGCAGAACAACCCAGGAGUCGCAACUUUGAACACCAACCCUGCUCCAAUUCAAACGUACCACAUUCCUCGACAUUCCAUGGAGAGACACCCUCAGGAGAUACUACAAAGCAGCCCCGGUAGUUACUCUUCUCACUCCCGCGCCAGCCCAGUCUCCCAAGAACCUUACUAUACACACACUCAGCACUCGGUUCACGUUCCUACAUACGCUAUUCACGGCCAGUCGCCAACUGAACCACAGCCAAUGAUUCAUUACCAGCAGCACGUGCCAACACCUCAAUCGAUUCCAUCACCAGUCCCACAAGUGCAGCAUCAAUUGCAACACCAAUAUCCACAACCUCCCGAGCAUGGCCAGUGGUAUGAGAGCACUCCUUACCAGCAACCUGAAGUGAUCAGCCAUGUGUCAAUGUAUCCUCAGGUUACUGUCUUCAGCGAUCCAUGGCACAAGCUCGAAACAUUUGAUGAUCCAUCAUUACAAAUGCCCAGUGCUCGCAUUGAGAAUUUGUAACAACACUGAACAGUCAAACAACACGCUCGUUUCGAAACUCUCUUUAGCGAUUGUAUCAUUAAUAAGACGUCGUAUACCCAAGGACUGAGGCACACAGGACUGCAGUUUGUUCCGUUUCAUCAACAAAAAAGUUUUCACUUCUCCGAGUCUAUCCGCGAUAUACCUAGUACAUUAACGACAUUCACGAAUGCAUCUCAUCCGUCAGCCAGACAUUCCAGCUCUCACUUUCGGAAUAAUCAGCUUGUCGCAGCAUUUUCACAUACUUUUUCUUUGUUUCAUUACUUUUCUUGUUUCAUAGUAGUUUCCGUCCGGUUUUGCGUACAGAUAAAGCCGGAUCUAAUAUUGGCCGGGAGGGGAGGAAUAUGGAGAGAGGGUACAUAAUGAGGAGGUGAUAUUAUGGCGCCACGAGUUCAACGAGGUUAUUUCCUUUAUGUUAUAUACUCGCGCAUCUGGAAGCGUACCGUGCUCUUUGUGCAUAGAGGCUGGUGAUCAAGGCCGGUUUUGCCGUCUGUAUCAAUACUUAUUUAAAUGUUUAUUGGUUUUGGACAUGGGAAUCAGAAUUGGAUAUGGUAUUCAAUUUGGAAUGGGAAGCCUUGUGUGUAUUUAUAGUAGUAGUAAAUAGCUAAAUGAAUAGUAUAAUAUCACCUAUAUCUG